AUGUCGGCUACUAGCUCCAACUCACAGACCACCAAGCCAGAGGCGCAGUCGACAAAUCCCACCGAGGACAACAAGUCGACGCUUCCUUCGCUCGGUGCUCUCGACGAGGAUGAUGAGUUUGAAGAGUUCGACGAGCAGGACUGGAACGACGCAGAGACCGAUCUCUCGCACUUGACCGCAGGCACUUCGAAUGCACCUGGAGCUGGCGUCGGUCUCACCAUGGGCGCUUCGUCCGCCAGCACUGGCGACCACCUGUGGCAAGAUUCAUGGGAUGACGACACGGUCGAGGACGACUUUAGCAAGGCAUUGAGAGCCGAGCUGGACAAGCAGAGCAAUGCACCACAAGCCAUGUCCACCUAA
This is a messenger RNA of Kalmanozyma brasiliensis GHG001, 360 nucleotides long. RefSeq names its product DSS1/SEM1. The record is from RefSeq and is a predicted model, not a curated record. Bases 1 to 360 code for a protein of 119 amino acids. Lineage: Eukaryota; Fungi; Basidiomycota; Ustilaginomycetes; Ustilaginales. Gene Ontology annotation, cellular component: proteasome regulatory particle, lid subcomplex; proteasome complex. The transcript is spliced from 3 exons. Gene Ontology annotation, biological process: double-strand break repair via homologous recombination; proteasome assembly; mRNA export from nucleus.